Molecule: messenger RNA, 3529 nt
Organism: Planococcus citri (citrus mealybug)
Lineage: Eukaryota; Metazoa; Arthropoda; Insecta; Hemiptera; Pseudococcidae
Gene: IKKepsilon
Product: I-kappaB kinase epsilon
Exons: 3
Coding region: 388-2616 (742 amino acids)
Biological process (GO): peptidyl-serine phosphorylation
Cellular component (GO): cytoplasm
Molecular function (GO): protein serine/threonine kinase activity; ATP binding
Source: RefSeq, a predicted model, not a curated record
AUCGGUUUCAUUACGUUUAUUUUUGUGUUGAUUUGAUUUGAUACGUCCUCGUAAUCGCGAUGGAAAAAAGGAAAAUGCAGUAAUAAUAGUAAUUGUUCAAGCGUUUAUGUUAUGAAAUUGAUUAGAAAUAUCUCGAGAUUAAUGUUUAUUAAUAGUAUCCGUUUUUGUCUUUCGCGAUCAGUUGUCAAAAUGACGAACUUUUAUUGAAAAUGUCAUCGCGAAUACUGAUGUGUAUGUGAUCCUCUUGUGACUGAGCAUAACUAAUUCGUUACAGUUCGUCAACAAAUAAUUGUAGAAACCAGAGAAAGUGGCUACAACACAAAAACACUACGUUGCCAAUUUUUUUUACAUAUUUUUCGUUUCAAUUUGUAGUAUUUUCAAUUAGUAAUGUCGUUUUUACGUGGCUCAGCGAAUUAUGUUUGGUGUACGACUAGUGUUUUGGGUAAAGGAGCCACCGGAGCGGUUUUCCAAGGUGUUAAUAAAAACAAUGGCGAACCCGUGGCCGUGAAAACAUUCAAUCAAUUAAGUCAUAUGAGACCUCACGAUGUGCAAAUGAGAGAAUUCGAAGUACUCAAGAAAGUCAAGCAUGAGAAUAUCGUUAAAUUAUUAGCUAUCGAAGAAGAACAAGAAGGCAGAGGUAAAGUGAUCGUUAUGGAGCUUUGCACUGGUGGUAGCUUAUUCAAUAUCUUGGACGAUCCAGAAAACACAUACGGUCUACAAGAAGAAGAAUUUCUGCUAGUGUUAGAACACUUGAGCGCUGGCAUGAAACACUUGAGGGAUAACAAUUUAGUACACAGAGAUUUGAAGCCAGGUAAUAUCAUGAAAUUCAUUUGCGACGAUGGGCGUACCAUUUACAAGCUGACGGAUUUCGGAGCUGCGCGAGAGUUAGAAGAAGAUCAACAAUUCAUGUCGCUAUACGGUACCGAAGAAUACUUACAUCCAGAUAUGUACGAAAGAGCCGUUUUGAGAAAACCUGUGGGAAAAACGUUCGGUGCAACGGUUGAUUUGUGGUCUAUAGGAGUUACCUUGUACCACGUUGCAACUGGCAAUCUACCAUUUCGACCUUACGGCGGUAGAAAGAAUAAAGAAACUAUGUACUACAUUACAACCAAGAAGGCAUCCGGUGUGAUAUCUGGCAGUCAGUCUUCUGAAAAUGGUCCGAUCGAAUGGUGUCGCGAGUUACCAAAAACGUGCCAGCUUAGCGCCGGUCUGAAGAAACUCAUCACUCCUAUUCUAGCUGGAAUUUUAGAAGUCGAUUCUCAGCAGAUAUGGUCUUUCGAUAAAUUCUUCACCGAAGUAACUAGUACUUUAUUGCGUAAGGUCGUCCACGUAUUCUAUAUAAACAAAGUUCAAAGUAUCAGAAUAUAUAUUCAUCCUAGCGAGAAAUACGACUUAUUACAGAAAUUAAUCAACGAACAAACGGACGUGCCAAGUGAUAGUCAAAUAUUACUAUUAAAAGAAUCUCAUCUAAUCGAUGAGCUCAACAGUGCCAUGUGUUCUACAAAUUAUCCCAUUACCGAUAUCAAUAACCCGGUGUUUUUAUUCAGUAAAGAGAAUAACAACGUUACUCUGCAAAGCGAAGGCGAUAUACCUAAAUUUCCUUCGUUUCCGAAUUUAGUAUCGGUUGAAAAUGACGCGAGUUUGGCGAAAACCGCUUGCAGUGUGGGCCACGUUUGUAGGAGAAGAAUCGAGAAAUUAUCACGGAGUAGUAAAUUGACCCAUGAUAGCGUUUACAUAUUGACUAAAGUGAUCACUAAAGAGCUUAGUAGAUUGACGACUCGAUGUACUCAUACCAAAGACUUGAUCAAAUACGUUGAUAAAUUGGUUGACUGUGUUCUAAGAGGUCAAAAGAGUGUUCACAGUCUCAUCGGUGUUAAAAAUACAAUAUCCAGUAACGAUUCUAAGGGUGAUUUGGAUAUUUUGCAAAAAGAUUUCACGAAAGAUGUAUCUCUGGCUGUGCAACAUUUAUAUCAUCGCUAUGUAACGGAAAAAACACUCUUACGAGACGAAUGGGAGAUUGGAACAAAAUCGGUGACAUGUCCUCAUCAAGCUCGAGCUCCAGCUAGAGCCCAGACUUUGGUGGAACGGUUACGUGAAUCGUGGCAGCAUUUGUUAAGAGAUCGAGCAACACGUAGCUUAACUUACAACGAUGAGCAGUUCCAUGUAUUGGAAAGAAUCAAGAUCAAAGAAACCGGUCAACGUGUGAAAACUCUACUUGAAACCGAAGUUCAACCAAUGGUGAUACAAUUAGCAGAAUGUUUAGCAGAUUGGUACAAAAUGGCGCAAACGGUUUAUCUUCAAGCUCAAAUUUUAGACAGGGAUAUCGAUAGUUACGAAAUCCGUCUGGAUGAUUUUGUGUUAAAACUCAACAAGAACGAUAUCAGUUUUCACGAAGGUUUGAGUAAUAUUUCGAGAAUAAUUUGUUCAGCCAAUUCAAAACACGGCGGUAGAGUAAAGGCGCAAGAAACUAAAAAGCAUCGUACGAUUCUAAAUGAUAUUAAAAUAACUGGAGAAGAAAUGGAAACAGUGUUACGAGAGAAUAGCAAACUCGUCAGCCAACUUCAAAACCUUGCCAACGGAUUGAACGAUGAGAAAGAUAUCGUUAAAGAAAAAUAAUCGAUGUUAUGAGUCUUGUUGACAAACCUAUUCAAUAUUCAUUUAUUGACUCCAUUUGUGUAUUUUCCAGCUUGUUCCUAUUCUGUCUAUCCCUUCGCCGAAAUAUUCCAUUUUGAAAUUUGCCUUUCCUUUACGGUUUAUUUUAUCUAUAUCACCUUGUAUUUUUCGUAACUGAAAACUGUGAUCUCAAUUUGUGUUUUCUAUAUUAAUGUUUAUCUUAGUUUUUUUGAUUUAAUAUUUCAUUGAUGAAAUAUCAAAACAGUUUUAUGUAUUUUUUCUCGAUUCUAUUCAAAUAAUUGUUUUAUUAUCAGUGAUGAUUUUGCGUGUACGUAUAUGUAUUAUGAAAAAUAUUCAUUAUCUUUAUUGCAUGUAUUCGAAUGUCGUAUGACUUGUUUAGUUUUUGCUCUUAUUUGUGGUUGAAUUUUCCUUAUGUUUAUUUAUUUACAAUAUUCGUUUUCAAGAUAAGAGCACAUUUUCAAAUCUGGUUACAGAUAUGUAUUCUUAAACUCGCAAGUAAUUCAAGUCUAGUUCAUGUUUCGAAGAAUCUCAUUGCUUUUUUUUUCAUCUUAAAAUUAUGAACAAAUUUAUCUUAUAGUUGUGGUAUAUUGUUCGUCGUAUUCCAAUUUCUCAGAAUUUCGUAUCAAAUUUCCACUGAUAGAGUACUUACGUAUGUUAUGUUUGUUUGGCUGAGCUAAUGGAAAAUUCAACUACCAUGAAUUGUUGAGUUGUAUGAUAUCGUUAUUGUCCAAGUUUUUACGACUAGUGUUUGUUAAAAUAUACUCCCUAGUUACAUACAGCUAUGUAUGUGAAUAAGGGGAAUUAGUAUUGUGAUAUUUUUAUAUUUCCAAAUACCAUUAAGGAUGCUAUAAAUGUACCUAUCUUAUGAAAUUACAUUUUAUAUUAUUUCCUAUUA